AUGACGAACGAGGCAGAUAAAUUAAGCGAGUCGCGGCAAACGGGCGGUGAAAUGGAGGCAGAUGAAAUGGAAGCAGGUGAAAUGGAGGCAGGUGGGAUCGGUAGUGGCAGUGGCAGUGGUGGUGGUACCGCCAAGAGGAAAUAUGGCAGCAGCAAGGGCGGCGAAGAUUCCAAGUUGCUGGUCACAAAGGAUAAGAAAGUGCGGCACUCGCAGGCAUGCGACAGAUGCAGGUUGAAAAAAAUCAAGUGCGACGGGCUGAAACCGACCUGUUCCAACUGUUUGAAGGUGAACUACAAGUGUUGUACAAGUGACCGGUUGAGAAGGCGCGGGUUUCCGCGGGGCUACACGGAGAUGCUGGAAAAAGAGGUGGUUCGAUUGCAGAAGCUGGUGAGUGGUGGCGCAGGUGUAGAAGAGGUUGCUGACGGCGGCGCAGAGGCAGGUGGCGCAAUCGCGAGCACGAAACCUGCCGAGUCCGGCAGAGGUCCUCAGCUGCCUUUCAUCAACGACACCUUUCAUCGCUAUAACAACUACCGCUGCGGGGAGAGUUUUCUCGGUCAUUGUACUUGGGAUGUUCUGCUGAAGCACCAUGUGGGGGAUAAUAAUAACUUUGUUGACGAAAGCUGGCUAGACGAGUGCAAUCUUUUCAUGAUUGUGAAUGCCCUACACAUAGAUCACCAAAAUUCGUUCCUCCCAAAAUUUUUAAUAUUCAAAUACAAACGCGAUUUCAAGAAGUUGGGAAAGCUUAUUACAAAGGCGAUAGUCCAUUUCAACAAGUUCCAAAAUUCUCUAGUACCGUUAUUGCAGCCUUUUGAGCACUGGAAGAAUCAGUUUAAUAAAAUUCUAAAUUCAAGCUCACAACAUCAACAUCCAGAUCCUUUGUUUUUGCUUGCGUUGAUUUACAUCAUUCAGCUGUAUUGGUCGUGUUUUGAUGAUUGUAAACUGUUUCAAUUGACAAAAAUAAUCUGCUCUUCGGGCAAAUCGACCCUAGAUCAAUUACAGUUACUUUUAUUAUCUUGUUUUUAUUUUAUGGGCGGUUUGACAAGUAAUAAACCAAACAGCAUUCAUAAAAUUUGGUCAACAGAGCUCUUGCAUCUCUCAUUUGCUAAAGUUAUUGAUUUAGGUCUUUUUAUCAAUUCAAAUCGUUUGGUGCCCGUGAAUAGUAGCAAAGAGGUGAAUGGGAUCAUCGGUAGUGACCAUGAGAAAAGACUAAUUUCGUUUUGGUCUUUCCAAUUUUUGGAUUCCUUAUCGUCGUUAUUUCAAGGAACACCAAAAAUAAAUUUUCUAAAUGACGAGUUUCAUCCACAGUCGAUAAAAUCGUUGCAUACAUCAAUUGGAAAUUCUUUUUUGAAACCAUUUUCAUUAAUUUCAGAUUUAAUUGUGAAUUCGCUAGAUGGAUGUAAUCUACUGCAUGUUUUAUCAAAUAGUAGUAGUGGGAGAUCACAGUUAAUUUAUGCGACGGAAUGUUUUAGAAAAACUUUAAAAAAAUUGAAACUUUACCAUCAUUUACAAGAUCAUGAAAAUGAAUUUGAUAAUGAAUUUUUACCAAUUUCACUCAGCUUAACAAAACCUGAUGUUGUGGAAAUACAGUUGACCUUAUUUUAUUUAUUGGUUUCUUUUAUUAUCGCAAAUGGUACUACAGAAGAAAAUGAACAGCCCACAAACUUGGAAGAUAUUGCACACGAAAUUUUAUCACUUUAUUACCUUCUAAUGAUUGAUGAAUCCCAUUUAGGUCAGCCUUCUCAACUUUGUAUUUUACACAUUUUUCCCUGUAAUAAUAAUGAACUAAUCUUAAAUUGUAUCGAAGUAUUGAAUAAUUGGGUAAAAUCACCACAAAAUCAAACGAAUCAAAUGGAUAAUCAACAUAACUGGAAAUCGAGUAAGUAUAAAGCUCUUUUGACCCAGUGGUGCCGUUUAUAUUAUUAUGAUGAUCCGAGUAAUCCGGUUUUACAACAAACAAUCUCGCAUUAUAAGAUUGAUCUCGAAAAGAGUGAUGAUUUACCACCAACCGUGACAGACUGGAAUAUGGUUGAUUAUUUAAAUAGAGUUGUUCAAUUCAACAGUUUGAAUGAUUUAAACAAAAGAUCAAACUUAAUUCGCUCGAACUCAAAUGCGGUUAUGGAUACGAAUCCAUUCGAUAUGUUUUCACAUUCGAAUUCAUUGAAACACAUGUUUGAAAUACCACAAGAUAACAAUAUAAUUGAUAUUUCUGCAUUCAAAUCUCAAAUUCUUCUGCCUAAUCAGGAAUCUGAUGAUGAUGGUUAUGCAGAAGACGAUGACGAAGACGAUGAAGAUAUCGAAUGUAAAAACAAUUAUGAUGGUGGUGAUGAUGAAGGCACAAAACCUUUGGAAAUUCCUUUCAGAACGAAAAGAGCUGGAUCAUUAUUCCAAGAUAAACAUAACCUACCACCUUCGUAUCGUAAUGAUUGUAGACCUAUAAAUUCCAAGGAAACCCCUGAUUCAACGCAGUCUUCUUCUCAUGGCAAACGCAGGACGUUAGAUCAUAUUAUUCUUGGAAACAAGAGUUUUGUCUCACAAAAUGAAGAGGCACCACCUGCAAAAAUACAACAUUUGAACAAUGAUAAACCCUUCUCACAUUCUUACAAUGACUAUUCGCUGAUUCAGCCCACCAAAAAAAUGAUAACGACGGGUAGUUGUGAAAGUGGUACAGGCGCUGGCAGCUGCGGUAGUGCAGGGGGUUGUGGUUCCACAGCUAUCAACUCCGAAGGAAUAAUACUGCCGUCGCCCCCUCCACCAAACAAUGAUCCAUUGAUGUUUAACAAAGGUCCUAUUGGACAUUUGUAUGCAGAAAACUCAAAAAACACGCCACAAAUUGUAGAAACCCCAAGGGCGUUCGUUGAUAUGCUCUUACUAAGAUCACCUAGUCAUUCCAGGGAUCUUGCAAAAAGUUCAUCCAACAAACAAGAAGUAACGAGCUGCAGCAAAUACUCCAAAGACAGUAGUUAUUUAUAA
Molecule: messenger RNA, 2970 nt
Organism: Zygotorulaspora mrakii
Lineage: Eukaryota; Fungi; Ascomycota; Saccharomycetes; Saccharomycetales; Saccharomycetaceae
Gene: SIP4
Product: Sip4p
Exons: 1
Coding region: 1-2970 (989 amino acids)
Biological process (GO): positive regulation of transcription by RNA polymerase II
Molecular function (GO): zinc ion binding; DNA-binding transcription factor activity, RNA polymerase II-specific; sequence-specific DNA binding
Source: RefSeq, a predicted model, not a curated record